This is a messenger RNA of Paramecium primaurelia, 254 nucleotides long. The record is from the annotation of a GenBank genome assembly. Lineage: Eukaryota; Ciliophora; Oligohymenophorea; Peniculida; Parameciidae.
AUGGGCUAUUAAGCGUAUUAACCUCCAAUUGAUACAAAACAUUAUAGUAAUUUAGCAAUUGUACUAACCUUUAUCGGAUUCUGUUUCCUAUCAUAUUUUGUCAUGUACAAUAAAUUAAUUACUUUAGAUACCAAAUUACAUAGAAUAAAUAAUAAAGAUCAUUGACUAAAGAAUUAUCAGUUGGAUUGUUUGCUUCAUUAUUUUUAUCUUCAGGAACACUGUUUAGUUUUUUAGCAUUAGGAUUGUAUUUUUGA